AAAGCCGCUCAGUGCUGGAGAAACUCAAGUCCACCAUCAGCCCAGGACGAUCAGCACCACCAAGCACUGCUGAGGAUGAGAAAAAACAGCUGGCUCUGAUGGAGGCUCGGGCUCAGUACCAGAACAUGACCAACAUGGAGCUGAUAGCUCUGCUGCUUCAGCAGGAAAUGGAUGUCAAGAAGCAGCAGGCUGAAACUGAGGUGCUGGUGGUAUUAUUGGAGAAACGUGAGGCCGAACUGAAGAAGAUGAAGGUUCAGGUCAGAGACCUGGAGGACUACAUUGAUAAGCUGCUGGUGCGCAUCAUGGAACAGACGCCGACCUUGCUGCAGGUACGCGCCAGGCCAAAAUGACUACAGUGACCUGCUCCAUCCCAAGAACACUUCAUAUUGAGCGAAAGCCAUUUGUGAUGCUCCAUUAAAUUUCAAAACUGCCAGAUUCACGUAGACACGAUAAAG
This is a messenger RNA of Sinocyclocheilus grahami, 455 nucleotides long. Its product is annotated as rab11 family-interacting protein 5-like. Gene Ontology annotation, cellular component: secretory granule; recycling endosome; early endosome. The transcript has 2 exons. Gene Ontology annotation, molecular function: small GTPase binding. The record is from RefSeq and is a predicted model, not a curated record. Lineage: Eukaryota; Metazoa; Chordata; Actinopteri; Cypriniformes; Cyprinidae. The coding region runs from base 99 to 350 and encodes 83 amino acids. Gene Ontology annotation, biological process: regulated exocytosis.